AUGGACGGAAAUCUCCCAGGCACAGGAGAACCAUGCAUCGGAAACUACAUUCCAGUUAGGACUUUAGGUGAAGGAACAACAGGAAAGGUUAAGCUUGCUUUUAAUAAAGACACAAACGAAAACGUUGCAAUUAAAAUUAUUCCAAAAAGCUCAUUUGAGAAGAAAGCCGGUCUUGAAACUAAAGUACAGCGAGAAAUAGCUCUCAUGGGGUUGGUCAAGCAUCCAAAUAUCAUGAGACUUAUCGAUGUUUUUGAAAGUCCAAAGCAUUUGUAUUUAGUUUUAGAAUAUGCCCAACAAGGUGAAUUAUUCGAUUAUCUUAUAUCACGCCGUGUCCUUCCUGAGGAUCAGGCUCUUGAUUUUUUCAGACAAAUUAUUCUUGCUCUCGAAUAUCUUCACAAGCACGGUAUCUGCCAUCGCGAUCUGAAACCAGAAAACAUCCUUCUUGACGCCUCAACAAGAAUUAAAAUCGCAGAUUUUGGUUUUGCCCGAUGGAUUAAAACAAAUAUCGCUGAAACAUCAUGUGGAUCACCCCACUAUGCAGCUCCUGAGGUUAUUAGUGGAAAGGCAUACGAUGGAAGGAAGGCUGAUAUAUGGAGCGUUGGAAUUAUUUUAUUUGCUCUUUUAGCCGGCUAUCUUCCAUUUGAUGAUGCUUCCAUCCGAUCACUUCUCCAUAAAGUUAAGCGAGGAACCUUCCAAAUGCCCGCCUUUCACCCAGAUAUUCAAGAUUUAAUUCACAGAAUACUCACAGUCGAUCCAGACCGUCGUAUAACCAUCGAAGAAAUCAAGCAGCACCCAUGUUUCCGCCAAGGACUCAAUCCAGAAUACAUAUUACCAAAGCCAUUACCAUUUGUCAACGUUGGCCCAAUCAAUGUCGAACAAAUCAAUCCCGAUUUACUGAAAAACCUUCUCCGCAUUGGUUUUAGCGAGGAAGAUUUACAAGCGGACCUUUCUUCCCCCGAAAAUACGAUGGCCAAAGUAUUCUUAACGAUGCUUGAGCAGAAGACAAAUAUAAUGUCUAUACCAUGGGAUGCCGCGGAUUCCAAUUCCGUUGAUAUUCUCCAACAAUCCGAAAUCAUGACUCCGGUACAUGUUGUUCAUUUCCAUCCAGACUCAGCAGAUCCAUUCCAGAGACACGGUGUCACCCCAUCAGAAUCACUAUCACUCAGCCAGAUGUCCUAUGCUACACAAUACACUUGGGGCGUUGAAGAACAAAAUAAUUACCUCCAAGAGAAGACUUUCGAGACAUUUGGUAUAACAAUAUGGCAGAUAAUGUUCAAUAUCCAGACCCAGCUCAAAUCUAUGGGAAUGCAGUGGUUCCAUCCAAAUCCUCAGGAAAUUAUCGCAAGAUCUGAGGAAGUAGACCUCUACGUGACAAUCGAAGGAACAUUCAGAACAACAGAGGAUGUAAAUGUAAGCCUGAGAUUGUUACACGGUGAUGGCUCGAAUUUCAACGAAUUGUAUGAAUCUCUUCAGUCUGCACUUGGCGUUGUAGCAUAA
Trichomonas vaginalis G3 is the source of this 1497-nucleotide messenger RNA. RefSeq names its product STKc BRSK1 2 domain-containing protein. Gene Ontology annotation, cellular component: cytoplasm. Gene Ontology annotation, molecular function: ATP binding; protein serine/threonine kinase activity. The record is from RefSeq and is a predicted model, not a curated record. Lineage: Eukaryota; Parabasalia; Trichomonadida; Trichomonadidae. Gene Ontology annotation, biological process: protein phosphorylation; intracellular signal transduction. The coding region runs from base 1 to 1497 and encodes 498 amino acids. The transcript has a single exon.